Molecule: messenger RNA, 3503 nt
Organism: Plasmodium gaboni
Lineage: Eukaryota; Apicomplexa; Aconoidasida; Haemosporida; Plasmodiidae
Product: merozoite adhesive erythrocytic binding protein
Exons: 2
Cellular component (GO): membrane
Source: RefSeq, a predicted model, not a curated record
AUGGGGGUAUUGAAUCAUUUUUUGUUUUUGUUAUUUCUGUAUAUUAACAGUACUAGUGCUUUCAAUAAUCCUCAAGAGGAGUUUAUGGACAGAUUUGAUAUAAAUAAGAAUCAUGUGAAUAUAAAAUGGUCAAAAUAUGGGAUACAUGGAAAUGGGAAAUUCAAAUAUGAAAUUGGAGAAAGAGACACGCUUUCAAAAGGGAAUGAAUCCGAAAAAUUUACUAUUUGUCCAAAUCAUAUAAAAGAAGGGACUUACAAAUUGGGUUGUCCUGAUUAUGGGAAAACGUUUUUGAUGGGAUUUGAGGAUAAUAAAUAUAGUGAAGAGUUUUUAAAUGAAAUAAGUUUUGGUUUUUUGAAUAAAAAAUAUAAGCUUCCUAUAGAAAUUCCUUUGAACAAAAGUGGAUUAUCUAUGUAUCAAGGUCUCUUUAAACAUUGUCCUUAUAAUAAGAAACAUUAUAGUAUGAUAAAAAAAGAAAAUGGAUAUGAUAUGUGUUUUCGUAAAUUUUAUAACAAUAGUAAUAUAUCCACAAGGAUAUAUAAACGAGGUAAACAAAAGAGAAAAUUCAUAUAUUUUAGCUCACAUGGUCUUGGAGGACGAUUAGGUGCUAAUAUUGAAGAACCUUUACAUAAAUAUAAUUACGAUGAACACUAUGUAACAAAAAAAAUGAGAUAUCCAGAAAAUAUAAAAAAUUUGUUUGAUUGUUCUAUAUAUUCUCAUUGUAUAGGACCCUGCCUCUACAAAGAUUUUAAUAAUAGAUGCUUUCUUAAUUUACCAGUUCUUUUUAAUCAUCAAACAAAUGAAUGUGUAAUUAUAGGAACACAUGAAGAAAGGAGAAUUCAUAACUGUCAAAGUGAAAGUACUGAUAAGACAAUACAGAGAUGUUUUCAUCCUGUGAAAAAGGAAAAAGGUAACCAAUGGACCUAUGCUUCAUCCUUCAUACGUACAGAUUAUAUGACAAAAUGUCCACCAAGAUUCCCAUUAAAUCAUAUUAUGUUUGGAUAUUUUAAUUAUAGUACUGGAAAAUGUGAGACCGAUUAUAGGAAUUAUGAAAAACGUACUUUAUCAUUUUCAAAAUGUAUUGAAAAAUUAUUUAAUAAUAUUAAGAAACAGGAUGAUAUGAAUAAUAGUUCAUUUUUAUGGGGAGUUUGGAAUAUGGAAAAUAAAACAAAUGAAAAAACAAUAUUAACAUCUAUGAAUAAUACAGGAUCAUGCCACUUUUUAAAGACAAAGCCAACAUGUGUAGUGGAAAAGGAAAAUCAUUUUUCUUUUACUAUUUUAACAGCAAAUUCAUUUAAUCUAGAUAAAAAUAUAAUAUAUCCUAAAAUAAAAAAUAAUUCUUCUAAUAUGGAUUCUAGUUUAAUUAAUUUCAAAAAUCCAGAGCAAACAAAUAAAAGAGUUCUAUAUGAAAAUAAUAAAGAAUCAAAAAGAAAUAUAAGAACAAAUAUGAAUCCUGUAAAUGCAUUUACAAUACCUUCAAAUUUAGAUACAAAGGAGAAGGAAGAAUAUAAUAUGAAGGAAGUAAAAAAUUAUCCUAACAAUAAUGUAUCAUAUAUACAAAAAGUUCAUUCAUCUUUUAUAAAGAAUAGGUUUAAAUUAAAUUCAGAUAGUUCGUUUAAACCAAUACAUCAAAUGAUACAAAUGAAUAUAUCUACAGAUAAUAAAUUAUAUGAUUAUAAUAAUCAAAAAAGUAAAGAUUCAAAUAAAAAUAUGAAUGGAAUAUCAGUAACUGAAAGAAAACCAUCUAUGAGAGAAAAUCAAAAUACAAACCCACAAGGGAAUUAUAUGGAAAGGUUUGAUAUUCCGAAUAAUCAUAUAUUCAUAGAAUGGCAAAAGGAAGGUGAAUAUGGAAAGGACGAAUUUAAAUAUAAUAUUAUGUCAAAUAAAACAGCAGGUACGAGUCAAUCAUUAUUCUAUAAUUAUAAAGACAAAAAAUGUCCAAAUCAUGUAUAUGAAGGGAGAGCACAUGGUAGUUGUCCGAAUUAUGGUAAAGCUAUUAUAGUACAAAAUCUUAAAGGUGAAGAAUAUGAUAAGAAUUUUAAUUUGAACUUUUUAAAUGAAAUACGUACAGGAUACCUUAACAAAUAUUUUAAGAAUGAUGUUGAAAUAUCUUAUGAAGAUAGUGGAAUAGCUAUGCAUAAUAACAUGCUAUCAACGUGUCCAGUUCAUGAAAAUGAAGAAAAAUUAUUUUCUGAGAAAACAAAUUAUAAUUAUAAUAUGUGUAAAUCUAGAAUAUUUUCAACUCGUUUUACGAUGAAGGAGUAUGACCCCAAAACACAAUUGUUUAUGUAUUAUGGUUUGUAUGGUUUAGGUGGACGAUUAGGUGCUAAUAUUAAACGAGACAAACAGAAAGAAAAAAAAUAUCAAGAUAAUAUAACAUUACCUAUGAAAAAUCCAUCACUAAUUAAGAAUUUGUUCGACUGCUCUAUAUAUUCUUAUUGUUUGGGUCCUUGUUUAGAAAAUUCAUUUGGUAAUAAGUGUUUCCGUAAUUUACCUGCUUAUUAUAAUCAUUCAACAAAUGAAUGUGUUAUAUUGGGUACGCACGAACAAGAAAGAUCGAGUUCGUGUAGAAGAACGAUAGAAGAAAAAAAAAAACCUAAUUGUCAGAUAUUAAGAAAAACAAAUGAUUCAAAAGAUUGGACGUAUGUUUCUUCAUUUAUCAGACCUGAUUAUGAAACAAAAUGUCCACCUAGAUUCCCUUUAAAAUCAAAAGUUUUUGGUACGUUUGACCGAAAAACAGGAAAAUGUAAAAGUCUCUUGGAUGAGGCAUAUGUAGUUGGAAUUAAUAAUUUUUCUGAAUGUUUAGAAUAUUUAUUUUUAACAUCACCUAAGGAUUUAUAUAAUAGCCAAAGAAAUACAUAUUGGGGUAUUUGGGCAGCAGAACAUUCUGUUAAUGAAAAUAAUAUUGACAUAGCAAAUGGUAAAUGUUAUCAUUUAGUUAUAAAACCAACAUGUAUCAUAGAUAAGGAGAACCAUUUUUCUUUUACUGCACUUACAGCAAAUACUGUUGAUUUUAAACAAACGAUUAAUAUAAGAAAAAUUGAAGAAUUAACUGACUAUGGAAACAAUGAUGAUAAACUAAAAGAAAAGGAAAUUAAUAAUGAACCUAUUGAUAAUGUGAAGCAACCAAAAGAUAAUAGGAAAAGUCAUGUAAAUUCUAUGGGAAAAAAUAAGCCCUCUUAUAAUGAAAAUGAUGAUAAGGAAAAUGAAUAUGAAAGAAUGGAAAAAAAUCUUGAAGAUGAAAUAAAUUCUGAAGAAUCUGGAUUAUUUGAAGACGCUCGAAGGACAGGGGUUCGAAACAACUUGGAAAAUGACAAUAAAAAUGAGAAAAAUAAAUUGGAUCAGAUAAAAAAAGAAAAGCAAUUAAAAGAGGAAGAGGAAGCAAGGAAGUUAGAAAUAAGAAGAAGAGAAGACGAAUCAAAAAAAAAGGAAGCUACAAGAAGAUAUGAAGAUGAAAGGAGGAUAGAAGCAGCAAGAAGAUAUGAAGAUGAAAGGAGGAUAGAAGC